Molecule: messenger RNA, 2185 nt
Organism: Danio rerio (zebrafish)
Lineage: Eukaryota; Metazoa; Chordata; Actinopteri; Cypriniformes; Danionidae
Source: RefSeq, a predicted model, not a curated record
CGCUGUUUCCCUCAUCAUCAUCAUUUCUGCGGAUAAACAUGAGCUUCCAGAGAGUUCACCGGAGCUGAGGGCCUGAUCGGGAAUGCCGGAGCCCGCAGAGAGUGCCUUUUCCCCGGUCUGCUGAUACAGAGAAGCCGCGCCGAACCCUGUACUCUUUUGUCUGGACUGGAGCGCCACACCCGCCGGACACUCGGAGACUGCGCUCUUAAAUUGAGUGUCGUGAUUGAAGGAUCUGCCCUGCUGUCUCACACACACACACACUCUCACGUCUGCGUCGUCAUGUUGGCCCUCCUGCUGUUUUCUCUGCUGGUGCUUCAGUCUCACGCUCUGGAUGUGCGUGUCCCAGAAUCCCCUGUGGUGGUUCUGUUUGGGUCGGAUGCGCUGCUGAACUGCUCUUUUUCGGGUGUUUCUGCGUUCAAUCUGUCGGAUGUGAGUGUGUUCUGGCAGCUUUCGGACACUAAGCGCUCCGUCCACAGUUUCUGGAAGAGUCAGGAUCAGCUGACGGAUCAGGAUGAGCGUUUCUCCGGCCGCACCACGCUGUUUUCGGAUCAGCUGAUGGUUGGAAAUGCCUCGCUGCGCAUUAGGAAAGUGCGCGUGGCAGAUGAGGGAACGUACUCCUGCUUUGUUAGGGUGCAGUCGUAUGGGAGCGCUGCCGUCAUCAUGCAGGUGGCAGCUCCGUUCUCCAAGCCGCUGGUGUCCUGGGACUCGGACUCCAGUCUGAAGCCGGGUGAUGCGGUGUCCCUGAGCUGUGUGGCGUACGGCGGGUUCCCACAGGCGCAGCUGCAGUGGCAGGACGGAUCCGGACACAACCUGACAGAGAACAUCACUGUCUCCCAGCUGGCCAAUGAGGAGGGGUUAUUCAGCGUCAGGAGCGUCCUGAGCGUGCAUCUGGAGCCCAACAGCACAUACAGCUGCAGAAUCACCAACCCACUGCUGGGGGACGAGAGCCAGGCCUCGGUCACCAUUACCGGCCAGCCUCUGGUGUUUCCUCCAGUGGCUCUGUGGGUGACUGUGGCUCUGGCUGUGUGUUUGUUGGCUCUGCUCAUCGCUCUGGCCGUCGUCUGCCGCAGGAAAAUCAAGGAGAGCUGUGAGGAGAUGAGAGCCGAAGAGGAAGCAAAAGAACUGGAGGAAGCCAGAGUAUUAGAAGAAGCCAAAUCAGAAGCGACUCCUCUGAAGAGCUGAAGCUGACGCUCAGCCUAAUGAACUGACGCUCAGUGAGAGACUCAGCAAAAUCAUGGCUGUCGUAAGGGAUCAAACACACACACACACACACACACACACACACACACACACGGACACCAGAAACAUCCCUUUUUCAUGAGGAUGAAGAUAAACCGUGAUGCUGAAACACUCAUCUUUCAUCAAAGUUCUGGGGGACUUUUCUAAGUAAUUAUUAAUGCAUCACUUUAAAAUUUUAAGUUAUAAUAUUUUAGUGACUUUAAAAAAGGUGAUGUAAAUUACUUUAUAGUUUAAUUAAUUGGCUUUUAAAUAAAUGUUGCUGGACCCUGCACUGGAUGAGAGAAUGCUGGAAUGGGCAGAACACAUGGAUGAAAAGGAAAAGGGGAUUAUAGUGUCAUGGAUGUGUCUGUGUGUGUGCAUGUGUGUGUGUGUGUGUGAUGUGUAUCAAUCAUUGUGUGCAAAUAAAAUCAGCAAAACACCAAACCCAGGGCCCGGUUUUUCAAAAGGUUUCAUCCGGAUAAAAUCGGAUUUAGUAAUCCUGUUUUUGCGAUCCGUGAUCACGGAAUCCUGCUUACUUUUUGGGCCCGUUUUUCAAAGCAACAUCGAAUUAGAUCAAUCAGAUCCGGAUAGGAACUUUUCAGGUUCACUAAAUCUGGAUAACCAGUGCUCCAACAGGAUUGGAAAUCACAAUGUAGAACUAAAGAUAAGUAAAGAAUAAGCCAGUGUGGGGUCAAUAUAAGUUUAUUUUUCCACAUUUUCAUUACAUUUUGGGCAUUAAGUCCAAAAUUCCAGUGGAUUACUUUUGAAAAACCGGGCCCUGGAGCCAGACGAGCAGCUCCACACACCGCUCCAGUUCCACACUCUCCGUCUGUAUUCAGCAGGUACUUUUAAUUGUGGGUUUUCUGUCGUCUGAAAUGUGCCAAAGUAUUUGGAGGCCUUAUUGUAGACAUCGCUGUGCCUGACUGUUAUUGCGUAUGUAAAUUAAAAGAUCUCAUUCUUAAAGCUU